CCCCACCCCCCGGGCCAUAGCUCCACCCUUUCCCUGCAAGGCGGGAGGGAUUCACUGCACUCUCCCCAAUCACAUACGAGCCCCGAAGCUGCCCCCAACAGAGAUGGCGGCGGGGGCUUCUGUAAGGGCAGGCUGAUUCUUAACACCCUGGCGAGGCUACCGCGGGGAGAGGAGAGUGAGCAGCUCGCGAACAUGGAAGAGGAGGGCAGCAGCGGCAGCACCGGCACCGGCACGGGCACGGGCACGGGCACCAGCAGCACCGGCGGCGGUGGCACGGUCAGCGGAGGCUUGCAGCAAAGGGAGCUGGAGCACAUGGCAGAGAUCCUGGUCACCGGGGAGCAGCUACGACUCAGGCUACAUGAAGAAAAAGUGAUUAAAGAUCGAAGACAUCACCUGAAGACAUAUCCAAAUUGCUUUGUGGCCAAAGAACUAAUUGACUGGCUGAUUGAUCGAAAAGAAGCUUCUGAUAGAGAAACCGCUAUUAAACUAAUGCAAAAAUUGGCAGACCGUGGUAUUAUUCAUCAUGUGUGUGAUGAGCAUAAGGAAUUCAAGGAUGUCAAACUCUUUUACCGCUUCAGGAAAGAUGAUGGAACCUUCCCUUUGGAUAAUGAAGUCAAAGUAUUCAUGAGAGGACAGAGACUGUAUGAAAAGCUGAUGAGUUCUGAAAACACACUCUUGCAGCCGAGAGAGGAGGAAGGCAUCAAAUAUGAACGAACCUUCAUGGCAUCUGAACUUCUCGAUUGGCUGGUUCAGGAAGGAGAGGCCACCACGAGGAAUGAAGCAGAGCAACUUUGCCAUAGGCUUCUGGAACACGGUAUCAUCCAGCAUGUGUCCAAUAAGCAUGCUUUUGUGGAUAGCAACCUUCUCUACCAAUUCAGGAUGAAUUUCCGUCGAAGAAGAAGGCUAAUGGAACUGCUCAAUGAAAGAUCUCCCUCCUCCCAGGAAACCCAUGACAGCCCAUUUUGCUUGAGGAAACAGAAUAGUGACAACCGAAAACCUACCAGUUUUAUGUCAGUGAGCCCAAGCAAGGAGAUCAAGAUCGUGUCUGCGGUGAGAAGGAGCAGCAUGAGCAGCUGUGGCAGCAGUGGUUACUUUAGCAGCAGCCCGACCCUCAGCAGCAGCCCACCGGUACUCUGCAACCCCAAGUCAGUGUUAAAGAGACCAGUGACUUCUGAAGAACUCCUGACACCUGGGGCUCCUUAUGCAAGAAAGACUUUCACUAUUGUUGGGGAUGCAGUGGGAUGGGGCUUUGUUGUAAGAGGAAGUAAGCCGUGUCAUAUACAAGCUGUGGAUCCCAGUGGCCCAGCAGCCGCAGCUGGAAUGAAGGUCUGUCAGUUUGUUGUUUCUGUGAAUGGUCUCAACGUCCUGCAUGUUGACUACCGGACCGUGAGCAACCUGAUUCUGACUGGCCCUCGGACUAUCGUCAUGGAGGUCAUGGAAGAGCUCGAGUACUAAAGAGGAGACUUUUCCCCACUCACCGCUGUGUCAGACGGAUGUGAUCCUAACUACCUGCAAAGAAGAACACAAAACAAUGCAAGGGGAAAGCUGCCUUCCCCGCGUAGAUGGAUGCCAUUGCCCAUAGCUGUCUCCCUUCCUCCUUGGGUUUGCUUUCAUACGUGAUUUAAAUGUGCAAGUGCCCUUUAAGAAACCAAUCCCUUUUUCUCCUUUAAGAAAAUGGACUUACUAGCAUAUAGCGUCGCCGUCCUUUCAGGAUUUUGUCCUAUUUGUAUUCCUUUUACUGCUUUUCUUUUUUAGAACAAAACUGAAAUGCUUCUCUCUCUAAACUUCAAGAUGCCAAAAAUUCUCACGAAUGGUGGGAUAUGUAGAAUUUUCCUUUUGAAAUCUUAGUGAAAUCAGCAUGAAUUAGUACGAUAGCAGUGAUAGAAUUCAAUGAACCUCGUAUCAAAGUGAUACCUGCAGGGGCCUCCGUAAACUAUGUGCCAACUUUUGAGAGAAAUAGAUGGGAAGCGUCAAAAUGUCUGAAAUCCCCCAAGAGUGCCUGGGCGGUCAACUUUUCAUUUAUGCUACGCUUUCCAAAAUGGUAUGGAAGAGAAACUUUUAUAAUGGUUUUUUAAAACACUUUAAAAAAUAUUCUAGAACUCUCAGAAGGUACAUUACCCUUUAGGGGGCAAGUGAUUGUAGGCUACAGAAACUACAAUCUCUUUCUGGAAUUAAGUAUGUUGAAUGUAUAUAGGCAGUCGUUUAUGUCUGUAUAUAUGUAUGUAUGUAUGUAUAUACUUGGUAGAUGGAUAGCUGAUGCUCCAACGAUUUUUGUUCCACUUAAUUAGAAGACCUUUUUUACAGUUGGGGGGGGGUUUGGGGGAGAAAACCCCCCAGGAACUACAGUUUGACCUACAAUGUGAAAAAAAAAUGCAAACUGUCAACCUUCCUCUCUGGGGGCAUGUUUUCCCUUCUAGCAUUAGAUUUCUUGUGUAACUUGUUCUAUGUCCCAGUGGUUGUUUUCCGCUGAAACCAGAGCUUGUUGUGUCUUUUGAGCUUGUGUAUGAACAGGAUGUCUUCCCUUCUGGCAUGAGAAAGAGUAGACUUGGGGUCUCUUGGAAGGAGAUAAAUCCCUGGGGAAAUGAUUCACCGCCUGUGUUUAGGAUAUCCAGGAGUUGCUAUUUACAUCUUCAUUCUUCGUAAAGAAAUUCUUAAUGCAAUUAGAUUGGUAUAUAUAGAGUUGAAUGUCCAUCCACUAAUCCCAUUUCAGAAGGUCUUUCGAUAAGUCAUAUACAGGGACUCUCUUUCUCUCCUCAGAGAUAGAAUACAGGGGAAAGCAGUGCAGAAGAGGGCAUGUGUAUGCUUUGGAACCCAAUACUUAUCUGAACUUCAAGAAUGCUGAACUAGAAAAGAAUUUUUAACACUGAUAACAGUCCUUUGUGCUGCCUGGUAGCAUUUUUAAAGAAUUGCUUUUCUUAGCAUCCUUUAAAUGGAAGUCUUUAGGGAAAAACCAAGAUCUAGACCUAUGGUGAGCUUUUGCAAUCGUUGGUGGUCAACACCUUCUCUGCAACUUAGAUCUUAAAGAGUUGCCUGGACAAUAGAAAAGUUACGUGACUCAACCAGUUGUGUAGGAGACAGGGCUUGAACUCUAUCUUGGCUUUGAGGCUAGGAUUCCACCAAGGGGAAGAUUUCCCUUUUAAUUUUUUUUUUUAGUAUCUUUUAAAGAUGAGGCUAACCUCUUCUAUUACCAGUCCUUAAGGGAUUUUCAGCAUAAAAGAGAAUUCCAAUCAAGAAACGUUCUCCUCUUCUUUUCAUGUCAUAAUGUCCUAAUUACUAUAAUCUUAGGUCACCCACUGCUCUCAUUGCCAUCUUUUGUUCCCAGAAAUAAGGAAGAGCCUUUUUUUUACCUGCAUCAUGAUAUCACCUUGAAUUCCUGAUGCUUUGAUUUUCUUUGCUCAAAAAGAGCUUGACAAAAAGAGCUUGUGUUGCCUGACAACAAAAGAAAAAUGAUUCCUAGCAAAGCAUUGAAUUCUAAUUUGCUACUGAGUGGUGUUUUCCAUCUAUUGUUUCUUGAUCCAUAGAGCUUAUAGGAUCAUGAAUUUAGAGCUAGAAUGGACAGUGGAGAGCAUUUAGCAACCACUCAUUCAAUUGGUCAAUCAAUGAGCAUUUCUUAAAUAUCUGCUGUGUGCCAAAAACUGUUCUAGGUGGUGUGAGGAAAAAAGUAAAACUAAUUUUGUCCUUAAAGAGCUUAUGUUCUAAAGGUGGAGACAACAUGUCCAGAUAUAGAUAUCUAGAAAUAUAUUUACAAAGCAAAUGCAGGGUAGCCUUGAUGAAAGUCCAAUCUCUUCAUUUUAUUCAGUAAGAAAUUUGAGACAAAGGGGCAACGUGACUUUGCCUAAUUCACUUGUAGUAAGAAGCAGAACCAGCAUUCGCACUAGAAAUGUGAACUCAGUUCUUCUGCCCACAAAUCCAGGGUUCCCUUUGCCAUAUCUGGCAUUGGGCAGUGGCCUCUGUAAUCUGCCUCUGGAAGCCAGCUCUCUUGAUGGACCUGGUGCCACAGUUUGAGGAGCUUUGCCACAAAGGGGUUCAGGUAUAGAUUUUACAUAUGUGUUUUAUUUAUGAUUGUCUAACUAAAUAUAGCCCACUGAGCUUAGGUGCUAGAAACAAGGUUUGGUAACCCCCAGUUAUAAAUACAAUCUUUUCUUUUGGUGGUACAAAACAUCUACCUCCCAUUAGAGAAUAAAGUUGUUUUGCCACCAUGCCAGGCAACUGGCUUUCAGUAGGAAACAUUAUGAGAACUUAGGGCAGCUCAGCCAAAUUCUCCUUGAGCACGUUUUAGCCAUGGCUCCAUGUUGACCUUCUCUCUUACACAACCAGUUGGGAAAGACUUCAUUUGCUGCUUCAUCAAUUUAACAAGUUGAUUGAUAAUGCCAGAAAGCUGGGUUAGAAAAGGGAUUCAGUGAUGAGUCCCUUGUAGAGCGCAGUGAUGUCCUCUUCUUUCCUUGGGGGUGUCUGGGGUGUGCUUUAUCCCUCUUCCAUUCAAGUCUGCCAGGAAGUGGACGAGCCAAGGGGACCCAAGGCUGUUGUACACUCAUUGGCAUCUGUAGGUUUUCCCCCUUCGCUCUUUAUUAUAAUGCAGUAAAAGUGGCUGAUAUGUCUUGCUUUCAGGUAAGCAAAAUGCUUUAUACACAUCUCAUUGGAGCCACUGAGACGCUAUCUCUUAGGCAGUCCAAUUAUGAUGAUCUUCUUUUGACUCCUGAGGUUCAAGGACUUGCUUUUGGUCGGAGAUAAGAUUCAAACCCACCUUUUUUGCCUACUCCACACUGGAAUCCCUUCACUACACACACGUCCACGAUCAACAUCAGACCAAGGGAGAGAGCAGAGCUGAUUUGGGAACGAUGUUAUACAGGCACAAUCAUUCAGAUUCCGUUUCCCGGCUAAUGACUGUAAUUAGCCAAUUAGUUUCUGACUGUGACUUUAAUUUUUAAUUAUGAAUAAAGCUUUAAGCCUAACUAAAGCCCGUAAAUCAUAUAGUCAGAGAGCAUCAUUUUGUGGAAGUAUUAUUGGAAAGAGUUAUAGAAAUCAUCUGGUUUAAUCACUUCCUUUUACAGAAGAGGAUACUGAGGCCCAGGAGGUGAUGUGACUUGCUUAAGGUCACACAGCUAGGAUGAAUUAGAAGAACCGGGAUGAAAAUCCAGGUUUCCUAGAGUCCCAGAUGAUUAUUUGUUCUAUGACAUGGUGCUUUAGCCAUAGUACAUUAUCUUAUAUCUGCAGUGGGGUAGAAAGUACCAUUGGCACAUCUUUGCUAUCAGUUUAUAUGAAACAUAAAUGAAUAUAUAUAAUAUGAUGAUGAUGAAAUUAAUAGUGAUAAUGUUAUAAUAAAAUAUCAUAUAAGUGGUAAGUAAAAAGGCAUCCCAUGCAGUUUAUUACCAAUAAAGCAGGUCACCAAUUUACACAAACCUCCUGUCUCAUAUCGUGUGAAAAAUUAGCAAUUUUCAUGUGUGCUUUAUUUUACCAAAUUUUUGACUCAAAAUUCCUUUUCUAAAUCUCACACCUUGUGUGGAGUAAUGGACUGGCAGCCAGGAGAAUAGACUUCUAGUGUUUUUUGUGCUGUUAGCUAGCUGUGGGACCUGAAAGAAAAUGACUUGGCCUCUCUAGAUCGCCGUGUCAAUAGCUACAAAAUGACAGGAUUAAAUAAAUGAUCUUUGGAAUCCCUGCUACAAUAUCAUUAUGUGUGUAUGCAUACACAUACAUAUACGUAUAAAUUUAAAAAUAUUAACUGAACCUAUGAUUUCCAGUGUCUGGAACUCCCGGAGAAGAACUCCCCCUUCUAGUGCAAAUCAGCAUUUCCUCUUCUACAUGUGGUUGUAGAAAGUUGCCCAAGGCACAGAGAGAUGAGAUGAUUUGUUUUCGUUUAUACAGCUAGUACGUGUUAGAGGUUAGAGGUGACAAUUCAGUCCACGUUUUUCUGAUGCCAAGGCCACUUCUCUCCCCCUUAUUCCAUCCUGCCUCUCCUGAUUCUAUAAUAUUUUUACAAAAAUAUUAAACAUAUACGUGGCAUUUGUGGAAUUGUUGCAUUUGCUUUUCCUGCUUCCUUAAACAAUAUUUUUCUUUUUGAAAAAAGAAGUUGGAAGUAAUGUGAUUUAUUUUUUUCAUUUUCAUUACUAUGACAUCUGCUAUCAGCUCGCAUUUCAGCUCUGUGUUUAUGAACUCAGUUCUGUUAUGGACAAUGAUAAAAGGCGAAAGUAUAAGGCCUAUUGUCGGAUAUUUUUGUAUGAAUCCCUGAGAAAUGGGUCUGUGAAUUUAAGUGGGGGGGGGGAAUCAAGGAGUCAAGGAUGAUAGGGGAAAAAUAAGUUGAAAAGUGGAAUCUCAAAAAAUCAGAGAAUAUUAAUGCUAGAAAGUAACUUUGAUGUAAUCUUGGCUAAUCUUGUCAUUUUACAGAUCAAAGAACAGAAGCCUAGAUGAUAGAGGUAAUUUGUCCAAAGUCCUGCAGUUGGCAAGAUCUGGAACUCCCAUCCAGGUCCUUUGAUGCCAGCUUUCUCAAUGUGGCAGUCAGAACAAAAGGAAAUUGAUAUCAAAAUCUAUUUUUUUGUUCUUCAAAUUUGUCUCUUUCCUGUCUAAUUUUCCCUUUCAAACUUGCUGUGGAAAUAUUCUUCUGUCAAUAUCUACUUUUCGCUGAUACUGUGAACUCAAAAUGUUUACUGUUGAAGCCCUGAUACUCCUAAAUCAUUGGUGAUUUUCAUAGCCCCAGAACUUUCUUGUUUAACUGAUUAUCAGAAUGUCAUCCUGGUGCUAUCUAUCAUCCAGGGUACAACUGCCAUAAAGCAUACUUUGGGAAACUAUGCUUUUCUUCAUGGAGAUAUCUUGAAAGACAAACCCACAGAGCAUCAAAAUGGUGAUUGUUAGUCAGGUAUUGAGAUGUGUAUGUAUUGUCAAAUGCUUUAGUAUAUGUACUUAAAGUAGAAAAUGUUGAUUUCAAAAUUCAAUUAAGUCUUACUUGGAUCCUGUUUUUUUUUUUUAACUUGCUGCAUAAAUCCUCAAAAUUAUGGUUUGAAAAAUAAAAUACAUGCAAAGCAACAAAAAUAAAUAAUUUUCAAAGCAGUUUAUUUUUUGUUUCAGCUUUUGCAGUAUUUUAGAAUAUUCGCUAGUUUGUUAUCUCAAGAAACAGUGUAAAACUGAUUUUCUACUAAUCUUAUCAGAUAAAACUCAAGGGACUCUAAACAGGUUAAUAUCUAAUUAGUUAACAUAGAUGCCAGCAACGAAUGUAACCAAUAGUCCGGUUUGUAAAACUGUUUAAUGAGGUAUGUUUUAUGAAACUAUUUUGCUGGGAAAAUCUCCAUUAAAAAGAUGAUUUUGCAUUUGAUCCAGUAUCAUUUUGCUCACUGUAUAAAUAUUAUUGAAUAUCAUGUAUUAUUCA
Messenger RNA from Monodelphis domestica (gray short-tailed opossum), 7357 nucleotides. RefSeq names its product DEP domain containing MTOR interacting protein (gene DEPTOR). Gene Ontology annotation, cellular component: plasma membrane. Gene Ontology annotation, biological process: G protein-coupled receptor signaling pathway; negative regulation of TOR signaling; positive regulation of GTPase activity. NCBI's taxonomy places the organism in Eukaryota, Metazoa, Chordata, Mammalia, Didelphimorphia, Didelphidae. The record is from RefSeq and is a predicted model, not a curated record. Gene Ontology annotation, molecular function: GTPase activator activity; protein binding; guanyl-nucleotide exchange factor activity.